Molecule: messenger RNA, 885 nt
Organism: Emiliania huxleyi CCMP1516
Lineage: Eukaryota; Haptophyta; Isochrysidales; Noelaerhabdaceae
Exons: 1
Coding region: 1-885 (294 amino acids)
Source: RefSeq, a predicted model, not a curated record
AUGCCGAAUCCGCUCCUGUUCGUCGGCAAGGGCGCGGCGCUGACGGCGGCGGCCCGAGCGGCUGACAAGGCGAACGAAGGCGGCGGAGCAUUCCAGCGGCUGGGCGAGGGCCGCGGCGCGGCAAUCCGGCUCGCGUGGCCGGCGGAGGCGCUGCACACCGUGCCGCACGAGAGGCGGGCGGCGGCGGGCGACGCGGACGACCCGUUCGCGCACGGCCGUCCGAUCACCAAGAGGGAGAGGCGCGCGGCGGGCGAGCUGCGCGCCGUGCAGCACCAGGAACGUGCGGAGGCGCCCAGAGAGGCGGAGCGGGCGGCGGCAGAGGAGCGGACGGCGGAGCAGGCGGCGCUGCUGGCGCCGCUCGCGGCGACGGACACCACGGCGCGCCUGGCGAAGCGGAGGCGGAGCGCCCUCGUGGCGGCGGUGCUGCAUCAACCCAUUGCGGAGCCGGCGGGCCGGGCGGCUCAGAUGCUCGCGCCGCUCGGCGAGCACUUGAAGAGGCAGUGCGACGAGGUGGCGAAGCGGUGGGACGACUUCCAGACGGAGAUGGAGCGGCUUGACGAAGACGGCGGCGAUGCGGACAUGCGCUCCUACCUAAGGGCCCUGCCUGCUGGGCUGAGAAGGGCUUCAUCCCUGCUGCCGAACGCGCACCCCACAGGGCCAGGGCGCUCUUUUGCUGACUGCACUCCAAGCAAGUGCUCCAGUCAGUGCAUGCAUGCAAUGCACGCGAGAAAGAACGACGUGAUGCUUGCGUCCCAGCCAGAGUGCCCUCGCGCAGAACCAACCAACGCAUCCGAGAGUGGGACGACCGAGUGGGAGGAAGGUCGGACAUUUUUUUCUAAUAUAUUCUCGGACGCGUCCCCGGACGCACGUUUUGAUCGAUUUUGA